UGAAUAAAGAGAAUUGCCGCAAGCCAGCGACAGCUGUUGGCUUUGGAGUUAGUACGUACGCACACACUCACUCUCCGUUUAGGGUUUCAUUUUUUAUGUUCUGUGCUUUUGGGUCGGUGUUAAUUCCCCUGGCGGAGGAGAAAGACUGCUGUGAUGGUUUAAUAACGAUAUGAAGGAGGAGCGUUGCGUUUGAUUUACCAUCACUGCAUUCUUUCGCAGCCCUUGGCUUUCCCGGAAGUAUCUUGGAUACCUGAUUGAUGGGUGCCCCUAAGCAGAAGUGGACUCCAGAAGAAGAAGCAGCCCUUAAAGCUGGCAUUGCAAAGUAUGGUGUAGGCAAAUGGAGUACAAUUCUUAAAGAUCCGGAGUUCAGUGCAGUCUUGCGCUCACGCUCAAAUGUGGAUCUUAAGGAUAAGUGGAGAAACAUAAAUGUGAUGGCCAAUGGGUGGGGCUCUCGGCAGAGAGGUAGGCCUGGAUAUAAAAUUGCUCAGCAGACUGCCAAGCUUGAGGAUAUUACUAGGGACCUUAGCCCUGUGGUUACUAAUGUUCCAGAACUUGUUGAUGCUGAACCUCUUUCAGUAAUCAGUGUAAAAGAGCCAAACUCCAGCUCCAAAACGCCAAUUUCAAGGUUGGAUGAUCUUAUAUUGGAGGCUAUUGCAAAGUUGAAGGAACCCCGUGGUUCUAACCGGGCUGCAAUUUCUCUGUACAUAGAGGAGCGUUACUUGACUCCUCCAAAUUUUGAGAGACUGUUAGCUGCAAACUUGAAGCUUCUGACAGAAAAAGGGCGACUGAUUAAGGUAAAGCAUCAGUACAGGAUUGCUCCAACUUCAGCCACUAUUGAUUUAGGGAUAGACCCUCCUCCUUUGCUUUUGGAGGUAGUGCAAAAGGACUCUUCAAACGGAGAGAAGAAAGGAACCAAAGUUCUGACUAAAGCUCAGAUUGAUGCUGAGCUGGAGAGGUUGAGGAGCAUGACAGCAGCGGAGGCUGCUGCAGCUGCUGCACAAGCAGUUGCAGAAGCAGAAGCUGCAAUAGCAGAGGCUGAGGUGGCUGCAAGGGAAGCUGAAGAGGCAGAAGCAGAGGCAGAAGCAGCACAGUGUUUUGCUGAAGCAGCAUUGAAGGCAUUGAAAUGUAGAACUGUUCUUGUCUGAUUGUCUCGCCCUUUGAUCGUUGGAACUCAGCCAUGCCCUGACAAUGGUUACUCCCUUCUUGCCCCCUCUUCUGCAAGCAUGUUAAUAAUUGUAGAUAUAGCUAGUUUUGUAAAUCUGAAGGGGGUUUUUGUCCAUAGUGUUUGGAUUAUUAUUAGCUUCUCUUUGAUAGAUUUUACAAUGAAAAUGGAAGGAGAGAGUUUAAAUAUAGUUUCAGAUGCUUAACUGGAAAUAUGAGCAACGGACAUUGUGGCCCUUCAUUGAAGCGAAGCACUGCAUCUUUUAUGUCUCUGAGCCA
Coffea arabica (coffee) is the source of this 1440-nucleotide messenger RNA. Its product is annotated as single myb histone 1-like. Gene Ontology annotation, cellular component: nucleosome. NCBI's taxonomy places the organism in Eukaryota, Viridiplantae, Streptophyta, Magnoliopsida, Gentianales, Rubiaceae. Gene Ontology annotation, biological process: nucleosome assembly. The record is from RefSeq and is a predicted model, not a curated record. Gene Ontology annotation, molecular function: double-stranded telomeric DNA binding.